This is a messenger RNA of Sceloporus undulatus (fence lizard), 2475 nucleotides long. RefSeq names its product semaphorin-7A-like. NCBI's taxonomy places the organism in Eukaryota, Metazoa, Chordata, Lepidosauria, Squamata, Phrynosomatidae. Gene Ontology annotation, biological process: neural crest cell migration; positive regulation of cell migration; axon guidance. The record is from RefSeq and is a predicted model, not a curated record. The coding region runs from base 270 to 2189 and encodes 639 amino acids. Gene Ontology annotation, molecular function: chemorepellent activity; semaphorin receptor binding. The transcript has 14 exons.
UUUCUUCCCUCCCUUUGAGCAACUUCUGCUGACGCUGCCACUUUGCAGCUCGAUAUAUUUUUUUAUAUAAGGCCCAUAAAUUAGAAAACGGUGGGAGGGGAGAAAGGGAAAGAGACAGCCGCCUUUGGGGAAGAAGCCUGCAAAUAGCAAUCUGCCUUCGCUGGAUCAUUCUUCUCCUUCUCCUUCUGCAGCAGAAGCAGCACAUCUCUGUGAAACCCAGCAGCAUCCAUCACCCUGCGGACAACAACAAGAAGGAUAAGGAGGAAAAGAUGAGAGUCCUCUUUUUAUUGUUAUUCCCUCUCUUCUGCUUGGUCUGCUCCCAAAAGAUCCCCAGGUUGAAACUGACACCGAAAGAUGCUUUGCUGCGGCCUUUUCCCGAGCGCGACAGUCCGAAGCCCAUGUUCCACGAAGCGGGCUCCAACCAGGUCCUGAUUGGAGGCCGAGGGGUGCUCUUGGUCCUGACUUUUACACGUUCGGGCAUCACUCAAAAGGAGAUCCCUCUGAAGGCGGAUGAGAAAGUGGAGAAGGACUGCCGAAAGAAGCUGACCGCUGGAGAGGAGAACCGAGAUGCGAAGAACUGUGAUAACAUAAUCCGAGUGAUUGAGAAGCUGGACUACCGAACGAUGGUCUGCGGCACCAACGCCGGUUCUCCCAAGUGUUGGUUUCUGGUGAACUCCACUUUGCAACAGGACAAGGAGGGCCACAUUGUCACCCUCUCUGCGGAGAACAUCGUCCCACCCCUGCUCUCCCAAAACACUGUGGCCGUCGCGAUAGAAGACAACCUUUAUUCUGCCUUGUCCGGGAACAAAAGCUCCAUCCAGAGAAGCUAUGGAAACAAAAAGGGAAUUAAGACUGAAGACAGCUGGCUGGCCAAAGCGGAAUUUGUCGGCGCUGCCUUGCUGCCCGAGGAUAACCCCAGCAAAGAUGAAAUCUUUUUCUUCUACAACGCCGUCAACGAAAGCGCUGGAUUGGAUGAAGAGCCGUACAAAGCUCAUCUUGGGCGCGUCUGCAAGGUGGACCAAGGUGCCAGACCCAUCCUGACAGAUUCGUGGACCACUUUCUUGAAGGCCAGGAUGGUGUGCGGACACCCCAACGAACCCAUGCGUUUCCACCACCUCCGAGACGCCUUCGUUUUCCGAAAGGACGGUAAAGACGACGCCAUCCUGUAUGGCGUCUUCUCCAGCACAUGGGGUUCCUCAGCUGUCUGCUCAUACUCUAUGAAGAGAAUUAGCUCCCUUUUCAAGACUUCAAACUUCAAGGGUGUGACCGGGAGCAUACCCACCCCUAGACCGGGCACGUGCGUCUCGCCAGAUUCCUACCACCUUUUGCCCAGACAGACUCUGACCUUCAUUAAGGAGCACCCAGAACUAGACGUUGUUAUCUACCCAGAUGAGGAACGUCCCUUAUACGUCCUCCAAAAUAAUGACACUUACACCCACGUGGUGGUGGAUCGGGUGCGGGAUGCCAGCAAUGUCUCCUAUGAUGUCCUUUACCUUGGAACAGCCAAAGGGAAGAUCCAUAAAGUGCUCCGGAGCAGAGACCAGACGGUGAUCGUUGCCGAGAUAAGUCCCUUCAAGGAGCAAGAGCCCAUCUCCUCUAUCAUCCUGGAUGCCAGCACGGGCCACUUGUACGCCGACACCAAGUCUGAAGUGACGCGCCUGCCGCUGACAGAUUGCAACCAGUACAGUGAAAACUGCUGGAAGUGUGUCCUGGCCCGUGACCCGUACUGCGGAUGGGACAUGGACAGAAGGAGGUGUUCUGCCGUCUCCCAAGAGGAAAACCCCACUGGCAGCAGGUUGCUUCAAAGCCUGGAUUCAACCAACACCACAUAUGUAUGCGAAGCUGCUGAAGCCAAAUUGGCCCAAGAGUCUCUCAAGAAAGUGAGUGUGGACCCCACCAGCUAUAUCUACUUGCCGUGCCCGCUGAGGUCUCACCAUGCCAUCUACACGUGGGUCAAAGACGACAAGACGUACCCGUGCUCCAUGGACGAACAGUCCUGCACCCUACGUUUCGGGGAGAGCACCCCGAUGGAUCAGGGGGUCUUCAAGUGCACCGCCAAGGAAGAAGGCUACCAAGAGGAAAUUACCGCCUUCAAAGUUACGCUCAACAGCGGGAAGGUCUCGGAGGUCUCCUUGGUUGUGGUGGCCACAGGGAUCGUGUUCCUCACCAUCACCGUUCUCUUGCUAUAGGUCGGACUAGGAGGUUAAGACCAGGUCUCAUCACACUGCCAACUCCAACGUUUUCCAUUGAAAAGAAUGGGUUCCAAAAUAAGUCUGUACCCAAUCCUCGCGCCCAUCUUAUACCUUGGACAAACUGCGCUUCGUUCCACAACAUGGAUUCCCUGGUAGCGCUCAAAUCUGGACAUGAUGCCCACCAUCUCUCUUCUGUCGCAUCUCACCAUAAACAUGGAUGCUGUUUCCAGAAUGACCUUUUAUUACAAAUAGUCGCCAUAUCAAAGAAAAUAUCCCUAUUCAA